This is a messenger RNA of Aspergillus wentii DTO 134E9, 1316 nucleotides long. RefSeq names its product ADP-ribosylation factor family protein. The record is from RefSeq and is a predicted model, not a curated record. The transcript has 5 exons. Lineage: Eukaryota; Fungi; Ascomycota; Eurotiomycetes; Eurotiales; Aspergillaceae. Gene Ontology annotation, cellular component: cytoplasm; Golgi apparatus. Gene Ontology annotation, biological process: intracellular protein transport; vesicle-mediated transport. Gene Ontology annotation, molecular function: GTPase activity; GTP binding. Bases 273 to 821 code for a protein of 182 amino acids.
GCCACCAAAUAUCGCGUUUAGUCAGCGAUUGAUUAUUUGAUGAUGCGUUUGCCGUUUCACAUUAUACCUUCAAUAAGUAAUUAAAAAACUUCAAUUUUGAAUUCGUCAUCUUCUCGAGGACAUCCUGUGUAAGCUCACUGGCUGACCUUCUUGGCACUCAUUCGCCUCCAUCCCACCGCUUCCUGUCAUCGCGUCUGCGAUCUCCGCAACACCAUCCAUCUGUCACUCACUCACCGACGAAAGAACCACCCCUUCGUCACCAACAGCACAUCAUGGGAGCCUCGUUAUCGCGGUUAUGGUCCUUGAUCUGGACUAAGAAGGAGAUUCGGAUCCUUAUCCUGGGACUCGACAAUGCCGGAAAGACCACACUCCUCUACAGAUUGAAGAUCGGCGAAGUUGUUACCACGAUACCUACCAUUGGAUUCAAUGUCGAGUCGGUGACGUAUCGAAAUCUGAACUUUAACGUUUGGGAUUUGGGAGGCCAAACAUCGAUUCGUCCGUACUGGCGGUGCUACUACGCCAACACCGCCGCCGUCAUAUUCGUCAUCGAUUCCACUGAUAUUGAGCGACUGGGAACAGCUGCCGAUGAGUUGGCAGCCAUGCUGAAUGAGGAGGAACUCCGUGAUGCCAACCUACUGGUGUUUGCAAACAAGCAAGACCAGCCUGGUGCCAAGGGUGCGGGUGAGAUCUCAGAGGCCCUGAAACUGGGAGAACUCCGGGAUCGAAACUGGAGUAUUGUGGCCUGCUCUGCCAUCGAUGGCAAAGGUCUCGAUGAGGGCAUGGAUUGGUUGGUGCAAACCCUUCAAUCGGAAAACGCAUAAGCGCUGGCGUCUUUGUGUCGUGCUAUAAAUUUGGUUCUUGAUAUACUCUCUCGAUUCCCUCCGAAUGACUCGGUAGUGCGUUUUUGCAUUUGGGGUGCCUCUUCCCCCUCUUUUCCUUCCUGACUCUGCCGGAAUAUGCAGAGUCCAUGUCCUUAUAUCGGUACACUUUUUUGAUUCCAAAACCUUAAGAUAAUAUCCUAAUUGUUUCGGUGGUGGAACUUGUUUGAUUCUCGCUGGUAUCUGGCAUUGUGUGGAAGCAUUGGACGCUGAUCUGUUCAGCAGAAAUCUCAAUGGACAUAGACUUGAUGAUAGUUGCGGUCUAUGUCCUGUAUUCAGUGAUAUUAUGGAUGUUUAUUUCAAUUAGUUGUUCCAUACAGAGAUAGAACAAAUUGAAUCAUGUGUUGCAAUUUCUGCUAGUCAUGAUGUUGUACACAAAGCCUGUUCAGUAUGCUUAUCUACAGUCAUAUCCAUUAUCUCAAUGCACCUAUCAAGUAG